AUGAGUGAUAAUAAUAUGAGUAGUAGUGUGGAUAUGUUAACAUCUGGUGGAACUCCAGUAGGAUGUAGAUGGAAUCCAACAAAGGAACAAAUUGAUUUGCUUGAGAGUUUAUAUAAGCAAGGGAUAAGGACACCAAGUGCUGAGCAAAUACAACAAAUUACUGGGAGGUUAAGGGCUUUUGGUCACAUUGAGGGCAAAAAUGUCUUUUAUUGGUUUCAAAAUCAUAAAGCAAGGCAACGCCAGAAACAGAAGCAAGAUAAAUUUGCUUAUUACAAUCGAUUUCUUCAUCGGACUUCUGUUUUUCCUCCACCUAAUUGCCCAAAUGUUGUUUGCAGCCCUUAUUACACAGCACAAAACAAUCUAGGGUUUUAUCAGCAGUAUCCAGCAGUUCCUAGUAUGAUCAUCCCUGGACCAGGUGGUUUCAAAAGAAGAGCAACUUGUAAUCAAGAAACUUUGAAUCUUUGUGAACAAAACAGCAGCCCAAAUGCAAAUAAGGAGUUUAUAAAUCAAGAAACUUUGAAUCUUUUUCCACUACACCCAACUGGGGUUUUACAAGAAAAGACUACAGCUUCUUCUUCUUCGUCGUCAUCUACUUGUGUUCCUCAUGAUCACCAAUCCAGUAUUACUACUUCAAAUUCAGUGGAAGCGAACUGUUUUACUGAUCUUGGAAUUGGUGCUUCUGAUAGACCUAAUCCAGUCUUUAACUUUCUAUGUCGAAAUUAA
Molecule: messenger RNA, 723 nt
Organism: Solanum stenotomum
Lineage: Eukaryota; Viridiplantae; Streptophyta; Magnoliopsida; Solanales; Solanaceae
Product: WUSCHEL-related homeobox 2
Exons: 2
Coding region: 1-723 (240 amino acids)
Biological process (GO): plant organ development
Molecular function (GO): DNA-binding transcription factor activity; DNA binding
Source: RefSeq, a predicted model, not a curated record